This is a messenger RNA of Prunus mume (Japanese apricot), 13141 nucleotides long. The record is from RefSeq and is a predicted model, not a curated record. Lineage: Eukaryota; Viridiplantae; Streptophyta; Magnoliopsida; Rosales; Rosaceae.
AGCGUGGUCUGGAAACUUUUAUCAUUCUGCGAACACCGUCUUUACCUUGUUCGAUUUCUCACUCUGAAAAUUUAAUUUCCACAGUUCUUGAAAGCUCUCGCGGUUUCUGAUAAAAAUCGCGGAAUGAAAUAGCGAUUUUCGACUACUCUUCUCGAAGAUGUUGGAGGAUCAGGUGGCGAACCUCUUGCAGAAGUACCUCGGCAACUACGUGAGGGGGCUCAACAAGGAGGCCCUCAAGAUCAGCGUGUGGAAAGGUGAUGUCGAGCUAAAAAAUAUGCAGUUGAAGCCAGAGGCACUCAACGCAUUAAAAUUGCCGGUGAAGGUUAAGGCAGGAUUUCUUGGAUCAGUGAAACUUAAGGUUCCAUGGAGCAGGCUUGGCCAGGAUCCAGUUUUAGUUUCUUUAGAUCGCAUUUUUCUAUUAGCUGAACCCGAAACCCAAGUUGAAGGAUUUAGUGAGGAUGCUGUGCAGGAAGCUAAGAAGAAUCGAGUGCGGGAAAUGGAAAUGAAGCUGUUGGAGAGGACGCAGCAACUAAAGUCAGAAAUGAAUACAUCAUGGUUGGGAUCCCUGAUCAGCACAAUAAUUGGAAAUUUGAAACUUUCAAUUUCAAAUAUUCACAUCAGAUAUGAGGAUCUUGAGAGCAAUCCUGGCCAUCCGUUUGCAGCAGGCAUAACCUUGGAAAGACUUUCAGCUAUGACAGUUGAUGAAAAUGGAAAGGAAACCUUUGUCACGGGGGGUGCUCUAGACCGUAUUCAGAAGUCCGUUCAACUUGAUCGGCUUGCACUUUAUCUGGAUUCUGAUAUUUCUCCAUGGCAUGUUAACAAGCCAUGGGAGGAUUUGCUUCCAUCAGAGUGGGUCCAGGUUUUUAGAUUUGGCACUAAAUAUGGUAAACCAGCAGAUGGAUUAAUAAAAAAGCACAUUUACAUACUGGAACCUGUGUCUGGAAAUGCCAAGUACUCAAAACUACGGCCAAAUGAAUUUGCUGACAGUGGCCAGCCUUUACACAAAGCAGCAGUUAAUUUGGAUGAUGUGACUCUCUGUUUGCCAAAGGAUGGAUACAGGGAUGCACUAAAGUUAGCUGAUAAUUUUGCUGCAUUUAAUCAGCGCUUGAAGUAUGCUCAUUAUCGUCCACAUGUCUCUGUGAAAUCUGAUCCUAGGUCUUGGUGGAAGUAUGCUUAUAGAGUCGUUUCUGACCAAAUGAAGAAGGCAAGUGGGAGAUUGUCAUGGGAUCAAGUUCUGAAGUACGCAAGCUUACGUAAAAGAUAUAUCUCGCUAUAUGUUUCACUGCUUAAAUCUGAUCCUAGUCGGGCAGUAGUUGAUGACAACCAAGACAUCGAGGAGCUAGAUCAUGGACUUGAUAUUGAACUCAUACUACAGUGGAGGAUGUUGGCUCACAAGUUUGUGGAGCAGUCAUUAGAGUCAGACCUUGACUUGAGGAAACAGAAAGCAAAGAAAUCUUGGUGGUCAAUGGGAUGGGGCAGUCAGUCUCAGAUAGAUGAGAGUGAGCCAUUUAGUUUCAGCGAGGAAGACUGGAAGCAGUUAAAUAACAUCAUUGGGUAUAAGGAAAGUGAUGAUAGUCUGUCAGUUGUAAUUAAUGACAAGGCGGAUGCUCUUCAGACUUCCUUGAGCAUUUGUAUGAAACAUAAUGCUACUAAGCUUAUUGAUGAGUCCCAGGAGUGUCUUGCUGAAUUAUCAUGUGAAGGCCUGGAUUGCUUUAUAAAGCUUUAUCCAGAGACAAAAGUUUUCAGCAUAAAAUUGGGAUCAUAUAAGUUAUCAACACCGAAUGGUCUCCUUGCUGAGAGUGCAAGUGCGCAUGAUUCUUUAGUUGGUACAUUCUGUUUUAAGCCUUUUGACGCAAAUGUGGACUGGAGCUUGGUUGCUAAAGCUUCUCCUUGUUACGUGACUUAUCUAAAGGACGUAAUCGGUCAAAUUAUAAAAUUCUUCCGAAGUAAUACAGCUGUUAGUCAGACGAUAGCAUUGGAAACCGCAGCUGCAGUGCAGAUGACAAUCAAUGGAGUCAAGCGCACAGCUCAGGAACAAGUGAACAGAGCAUUGAAAGACCAUUCCAGGUUUUUGCUGGACUUGGAUAUUGCGGCUCCAAAGAUUACAAUUCCUACUGAUUUUUGUCCCGACAACACACAUCCAACAAAACUCAUGCUUGACUUGGGAAAUUUGGUUAUUGGAACCAAGGAUGACUAUGGAGGUGGAUCCCCGGAGGAGCUGGAUCUGUAUCUGCAGUUUAAUUUGGUUUUAAGAGAUGUAUCUGCUUUUCUGGUUGAUGGUGACUACUGUUGGAGCCAAUCUCCUUCAAACAAUUCUGCUGGUUGUGCCAAAUUAAAUGGUGUUAGUUUGUUUCCUUUAUUCGAUAAAUGUGGGGUAACGGUAAAGCUUCAACAGAUUAGAUUAGAGAGCCCAUCCUAUCCUUCAACAAGAGUCGCUGUACGGCUACCAUCAUUAGGGUUUCACUUCUCUCCAGCUCGGUACCAUCGAUUGAUGCAAAUUGCUAAGAUUUUUGAAGAGGAUAAUGAGGACUUGGAUCUCCUUUGCGCUUGGAAUGAGCCUGACUUCGAGGGGUGGUUGUCUAUUCUUGCUUGGAAGGGUCUCGGGAAUAGGGAAGCGGUGUGGCAGCGGCGCUACCUAUGCUUAGUUGGGCCUUACCUAUAUGUACUUGAGAACCCUAGCUCUAAAUCGUACAAACAGUGUAUCAGCUUAAGUGGAAAACACAUAUAUCAAGUUCCCCCAGAGUCUGUUGGUGGUGCUGAUCUUGUGUUGGUUGUCUGUGAUGCUGCACGAGCAAAUAGCAAGAUUGUGGAGGAUGCAAAUGCACUAAUAGUGCAAUGUGAUUCUGAUGAUUCAAAGAAAAUUUGGCAAAGCCGGUUGAAGGGGGCUGUCUAUCGUGCAUCGGGUUCUGCUCCUGUAACUAGUCUAUCUGAAACUUCAUCUGAGUCCGAGGAUUCUAUAGUGGAGCUUAAUGACAAAGAUGAUGUGGUUGAUUUGUUGAAAAUGGAGAGAACAUUUAUUACUGGUGUUCUUGAUGAACUAAAGGUCUGCUUCAGUUAUAGUUACCAGCCCGACCAGAAUUUUAUGAAAGUGCUCCUAACUGAAGAAAGGCGUUUAUUUGAAUUUCGAGCAAUAGGUGGCCAGGUUGAGGUAUCGGUUAGAUCAAGUGACAUGUUCGUUGGAACUGUUUUAAAAUCUUUGGAGAUUGAAGACUUAGUUUCUGGCAAUAGCAUGUCUCAGCCUUGCUAUCUGGCAAGAUCGUUCAUCCGUAAUGCAGAAACACGUUUAACCUUUGGUGCCACAGAGAAUCAGAGUUUUGAUGGCAGUGAACUAACCCCGACUGAAGGAGAUGAAUUCUACGAGGCACCAGAAAAUUUGGUUGACCCUGAAAGCUUAUUGUUGAAAUCCCCUCGUUUUACUCGUAUUCCUGGUCUACUCCCGGGUAAUGGACUUGAAGAAAGUGAGGAGAACAUUGAACUCAAUGGUUCAUUGGAUAGUUUUGUGAAAGCUCAAAUAGUUAGAUAUGACCAAAGCUCUCCUCUAUACCAUAAUAUAGACAUGCAGGUCUCUGUCACCCUGACUACCCUAUCAUUUUUCUGUCGGCGACCAACAAUUCUUGCUGUCAUGGAAUUUGUUAAUUCUAUUAACAUUAAGGAUGAAAGCUGUGAAUCUUUCAGUGACAGUUCUUCAGCAGCUAUUGUGAAACCGGAACUCUCCAGAGAUGAUGCAGUUGGUAGUCCACGAUCAGUGACAAUCAAUGAGCCUUCAAUUAAAGGAUUGCUGGGAAAGGGAAAGUCCAGAGUGGUUUUUAAUAUAACAUUAAAUAUGGCUCGUGCUCAGAUUAUAUUAAUGAAUGAAGAUGAAACCAAACUUGCUACUUUGUCACAAGAUAAUUUGGUUACCGAUAUUAAGGUGUUCCCAUCCUCUUUUAGCAUUAAGGCAGCCCUUGGAAAUCUUAAAAUAAGUGAUGAGAGUCUUCCUAGUAGCCAUUUGUACUUCUGGGCAUGUGAUAUGAGAAAUCCAGGUGGCAGUUCAUUUGUUGAGUUGGUUUUUACUUCAUUCAGCAUUGAUGAUGAAGACUACGAAGGCUAUGAGUAUAGCCUUUAUGGGCAGCUUUCAGAAGUACGCAUUGUUUAUUUGAAUCGAUUUAUCCAGGAGGUGGCUAGUUACUUUGUGGGUCUUGUUCCCAACAAUUCAAAAGGUGUCGUCAAGGUAAAAGAUCAAGUAACAAAUUCAGAAAAGAUGUUUACAACUAGUGACUUCGAAGGAUCACCUGCCCUAAAGUUGGAUGUCUCUCUUAGGAAGCCUAUUAUUUUGAUGCCUCGGCGAACUGACAGUCUUGACUACUUGAAGCUUGAUAUUGUUCAUAUUACUGUCCGGAACACUUUUAAAUGGUUUGGUGGAAGUAGAAGUGAAAUUAAUGCUGUUCAUAUGGAAGUAUUAACAGUUCAGGUUGAGGACAUCAAUCUAAAUGUUGGCACUAAAGGUGAGUUAGGUGAAAGCAUAAUUCAAGAUGUGAAUGGAGUUUCGGUUGUGAUUCAAAGGUCACUUCGAGACUUGUUGCAUCAAAUACCCAGUAUUGAGGUUAUAAUCAAGAUGGAGAAAUUGAAAGCAGCUUUGUCAAACAGGGAAUAUCAGAUUAUCACGGAUUGUGCACAGUCUAAUAUUUCUGAAACUCCACAUAUUGUACCCCCAUUGAACCAUUAUUCUAUGACAUCUUCAGUUGAUGUUGAAGAAGACAUCACUCCUCAGGAACCAGAUGGUAUUGAAUCCCAAAGUGCAAGUGGGGGAGCCUGGGUUACGAUGAAAGUCUCUGUUGUUAUCGAUUUGGUUGAAUUGUGCUUACAUGCUGGUGUAGCAAGAGAUGCAUCCCUGGCCACUGUGCAGAUUAGCGGUGCAUGGUUGCUGUACAAGUCAAAUAUACUAGGAGAAGGCUUCCUCUCAGCAACACUAAAGGGUUUCACUGUGUUUGAUGAUCGUGAGGGUACUGAACCAGAGUUUAGGUUGGCAAUAGGAAAGCCUGAGUAUGUUGGUUCAUAUCCUCCAGAUUUUGUUGCUCAUGAUGACCAUCACAUCUCCGGUGCAAAUUUUACAAAAGAGAAUGAUGUCAAAUUAAUUCCUACAAUGCUCAUUCUUGAUGCAAAAUUUUGUCAGCUGUCAACCGUUGUUUCUUUGUGCAUCCAAAGGCCACAACUGCUUGUUGCACUCGAUUUCCUGCUGGGUGUUGCUGAGUUUUUCGUUCCUACCAUCGGCAAUGUGCAGUCAAAUGAAGAACUGCAGAAUUCUGUCCUUGGAAUUGAUGCAGUAAUUUUGGACCAGUCAACUUACAAGCAACCCUCUACUGAAUUCUCUCUUUCUCCUCUAAGACCUUUAAUAGUUGAUGAUGAAGGGCAUGAUCAUUUUGUUUAUGAUGGCAAUGCUGGGACACUGUAUUUGAAAGACAGGCAGGGAUUUAAUCUCUCAGGGCCUAGUACAGAGGCCAUAAUAUAUGUAGGAGAUGGGAAAAGAUUGCAAUUCAAAAAUGUUGUUAUCAUGAAUGGACUGUACUUAGAUUCAUGCAUUUCUAUGGGAACCAACAGUAGCUAUUCAGCUCUGAAGGAAGAUCAGGUCUACUUCGUGGGAGGGAAUAAAGUUCCUAAUUUGAAUUCCCCAACAGAAAAUGUCAAUAAUGUGCCAUCUCAAAGCAUUGCCGUCGACAGGUCGACAGAGUUCAUUAUUGAGUUGCAGUUGGUUGGCCCAGAGCUGACAUUCUAUAAUACGUCUGAAGAUGUUGGGGAAUCCCUUGUGCUCUCCAACCAACUUUUACAUGCACAGUUGGAUGGAUUCUGCAGGCUUGUUUUGAAGGGUGAUACCAUUGAGAUGAAUGCAAAUGUUCUUGGUUUAACAAUGGAGAGUAAUGGAUUCACGAUUCUGGAGCCCUUUGACACCUCUGUAAAAUAUUCCAAUGCUUCUGGAAAGACCAAUAUUCAUCUAAGUGUUUCAGAUGUAUUUAUGAAUUUCUCAUUCAGCAUCCUGAGACUGUUUUUAGCAGUUGAAGAUGAUAUCUUGGCAUUUUUAAGGACAACAUCAAAGAAAAUGACAGUGGUCUGCUCACAGUUUGACAAAAUCGGAACAAUAAAAGAUCCCCACAAUGACCAAACAUAUGCCUUCUGGAGGCCUCAUGCACCUCCUGGUUUUGCUGUUCUUGGGGAUUGUCUGACACCAUUGGACAAGCCACCUACAAAAGCAGUUCUUGCUAUAAAUACCAAUUUUUCUAGAGUCAAGAAACCCAUAUCUUUUAAACUGAUUUGGCCACCUUUACCUUCCGAGGGCUCAUCUGUUCAUGGUGUAAAUGAUUCCGAUUCUUUACCAAAUGACGUCCUUUCUGACGGAGAUUGUUGUUCCAUUUGGUUUCCUGAAGCACCUAAUGGAUAUGUUGCGUUGGGCUGUGUGGUUUCCCCAGGAAGAACACAACCACCACUGUCAGCUGCUUUUUGUAUCUUGGCUUCUUUGGUUUCUUCUUGUUCCUUAAUGGAUUGCGUUGCAAUUAGCACCACAAAUCUAUAUCAGUCAAGUGUAGCAUUCUGGCGUGUGGAUAACUCUGUUGGCACCUUUUUGCCAGCAGAUCCUAGUACUUCUACUGUAAUGGGUGCAGCAUAUGAUUUGCGUCACAUGAUAUUUGGAUUGCCAGAAGCGUCUGUAAAGUCAUCUGAUCGUUUGGAUGUGCAAGCUGCUGCUGCUCAGAGUCACAACCUCCAAUCAGAAGUAUCAGCAUCUGUAAAUUCUGCUCAGCGUUAUGAAGCUGUUGCUAGUUUCCGAUUGAUAUGGUGGAAUCAGAGCUCUAACUCAAGGAAGAAACUGUCCAUAUGGCGUCCAGUUGUCCCUCAUGGGAUGGUAUAUUUUGGUGAUAUUGCAAUCAAAGGGUAUGAGCCUCCAAAUAACUGCAUUGUUCUUCAUGAUACUGGAGACGAAGGGAUCUUCAAAGCCCCUCUUGAUUUCCAACUUGUUGGGCAAAUUAAGAAACAGAGGGGAAUGGAGAGCAUAUCUUUCUGGCUUCCUCAAGCUCCGCCAGGUUUUGUUGCUCUUGGUUGCAUAGCAUGUAAGGGAACACCAAAACAGAGUGAUUUCAGCUCAUUAAGAUGUAUGCGCAGUGAUAUGGUAGCUGGGGAUCAAUUUUUUGAGGAAAGUGUAUGGGAUACAUCUGAUGGCAAGCUUACAAGAGAUUCAUUUAGUAUAUGGGCAGUUAGCAAUGAGUUGGGGACCUUUAUAGUUCGUGGUGGAUUCAAGAAACCUCCAAGAAGGUUUGCUUUAAAGUUGGCUGACUCACAUGUACCAAGUGGCUCAGAUGAUACUGUAAUUGAUGCAGAAUUUAGAACUUUUUCUGCAGCACUUUUUGAUGACUACGGUGGCUUGAUGGUUCCAUUGUUUAAUGUCUCUUUAAGUGGAAUUGGGUUCAGUUUGCAUGGAAGAACAGAAUACUUAAAUUCUACUGUGAGCUUCUCUUUGGCUGCUAGAUCAUAUAACGAUAAGUAUGAAAUUUGGGAGCCUCUUGUUGAGCCAAUGGAUGGAUUCUUAAGGUAUCAAUAUGAUCCCAGUGCUCCAACUGCAGCUUCCCAGUUACGUCUUACCUCUACUAGGGAACUGAACUUGAACGUUUCUGUGUCUAAUGCUAAUAUGAUAAUUCAAGCUUAUGCAAGCUGGAACAGUCUUAUUCAUGUUAAUGAAUAUCAUAGAAAAAGGGAAGCAUCCUCCCCAACAGAUGGUGGAGUAUCUGUUAUUGACGUCCAUCACAGGAGAAACUACUAUAUAAUUCCACAAAACAAACUUGGUCAGGAUAUCUAUAUUCGAGCUACUGAAUUAAGGGGACUCGCAAACAUAAUUAAGAUGCCAUCUGGGGAUAUGAGACCUCUAAAAGUUCCUGUUUCCAAGAAUAUGUUGGACUCUCACUUGAAGGGAAAUUUUUUCCGUAAAGUUAGAAGAAUGGUGACUCUUAUCAUAGUGGAUGGGCAGUUCCCACAGGGCAGAGGGUUGACAUCCCCCCAGUAUACCAUAGCAAUCCGCCUCAGUCCUGACCCGAGUCUCCCUAGUGAAUCACUGAGCCAUCAACAAAGUGCACGCACUUGUGGAAGUAGCUCGGAACAUUUAUCUUCAGAGCUUGAGUUGGUCAAGUGGAAUGAAAUUUUUUUCUUUAAAGUUGAUGAUCCAGAUUACUACUCGGUGGAAUUAAUUGUCACGGAGCUGGGGAAAGGGGUCCCUCUUGGAUUCUUUUCAGCCCCUCUAAAGCAGAUUGCAGGGAAUAUCCAUGAUGAUUCAUACGCAUAUGAUAGUGUGAACAAAUGGACCUGGGUUGAAUUAUCCUCAACAAAUUCUACGGGAAAUAACGGUGAAACGUCGAGUGGUAGAAUAAGAUGUGCUGUGCUCUUGUCACCAAGAUCUGAAGCUGAGAUAAGUGAUCAAUCAGAUAACAGUAACAGAAAAUCUGGAUUUAUUCAGAUCAGUCCAAGCAAAGAAGGACCGUGGACUACUGUGAGGUUGAACUAUGCUGCACCAGCUGCCUGUUGGCGGUUAGGGAAUGAUGUUGUUGCUAGUGAAGUACAUGUGAAGGAUGGCAACCGAUUUGUCAAUAUUAGGUCUCUUGUUUCGGUACGUAACAGUACGGAUUUUGUACUUGAUUUGUGCCUUGCAUCAAAAAUUUCCAUGGAAGAGACGAUGUCAACAAAUAAUGAAAGUACCCCUGAAGAAAUACAUAUUGGAAUUUUGAAACCUGGAGAUACGAUAUCCCUUCCUCUCUCUGGGUUAGCACAACCUGGAAUGUAUGUCUUGCGUUUAAGGCCGUCCAAUCUCAGCAAUCCUAUUGAAUUUUCUUGGAGUUCAGUGGUGGAUGGGUCUGAACAAGCAGAGGAUUCUAGUAAGUCAAAACUAUGUUCCGGGAUAAGUGUGUCAUCUCUUACUGAGUCAGAGGAACUGUUGUAUUGCACCCAGAUAAGUGGUACUUCUUCAAGUGUUCUGCAUAAGUUGUGGUUUUGUAUGAGUGUACAAGCAACAGAAAUUGCAAAAGACAUUCAUUCUGAUCCUAUCCAGGAUUGGAAUCUUGUAAUCAAGUCCCCGUUAUGCGUCUCCAAUUUUAUUCCACUUGCUGCUGAAUUUUCUGUUCUUGAGAUGCAAGAAAGUGGUAACUUUGUUGCCUGCUCCAGAGGAGUGUUUUUUCCAGGAAAAACUGUCGAUGUUUAUAAUGCUGACAUAAGAAAGCCUUUGUUUUUUUCACUGCUUCCACAAAGAGGGUGGCUGCCCAUACAUGAGGCUGUUCUUUUAUCACAUCCUCAUGAAGUUCCGUCAAAAACCAUAAGUCUGAGAAGUUCAAUAUCUGGAAGGAUUGUUCAAAUCAUUCUUGAACAGAACUCUAACCAAGAACGACCACUGCAGGCUAAGCUUGUUAGAGUCUAUGCUCCUUAUUGGUAUUCAAUUGCUAGGUGUCCCCCUCUCACAUUUAGGCUUCUAGAUAUAAAAGGAAAGAAACAUACACGCAAGGUUGGUGGUCCACUUGAAUCUAAAAAGAAAAAUGAAGCUAUCCUAGAGGAAAUAACUGAAGAGGAAAUAUAUGAAGGCAAUACAAUUGCUUCAGCUUUGAACUUUAAAAUGUUGGGCCUUGCGGUGUCCAUUGAUCAAUCUGGCAUGGAGCAGUUUGGACCUGUUAAAGAUCUUUCACCCCUUGGUGACAUGGAUGGGUCACUGGAUCUCUAUGCUUAUGAUGGUGAAGGCAAUUGCAUGAGGCUUUUUAUUACAACGAAACCAUGCCUAUAUCAAUCUGUUCCCACAAAGGUAAUUUCUGUGCGACCAUAUAUGACUUUUACCAACAGACUUGGUCAGGACAUAUCUAUUAAGUUGUGCAAUGAAGAUGAACCAAAGGUCCUUCGAGCAACUGAUUCAAGAGUCUCAUUUGUACAUCGUAAAUCAGAUGGACCUGAUAAACUUCAGGUUCGAUUAGAAGACACCGACUGGUCAUUUCCCGUUCAAAUUGUAAAGGAGGACACUAUAUCUCUUGUUUUGAGGAAGCAUUGUGGUACUAGGACAUUUUUGAGAACAGAAAUUCGGGGCUAUGAAGAAGGCUCACGUUUCAUCGUUCUGUUCCGCCUUGGAUCAACCAAUGGUCCUAUCAGAAUCGAGAACAGAACAGACAGCAAAACAAUUAGCAUUCGUCAAUCGGGUUUUGGUGAAGAUGCCUGGAUUCCCAUAGCACCUCUUUCGACAACAAAUUUUUCAUGGGAGGAUCCUUAUGGCCAAAAAUUCAUACAAGCUAAGGUUGACAGUGAGCUCGAAAUUGGACCUUGGGAACUUGAUUUGGAAAGGACUGGGAUAUGUUAUACAGAGGAGGGACUUGGAUUACAAUUUCAUGUUAUAGAAACCAGUGAUAUCAAGGUAGCAAGGUUCACAAACGCCACAACUUCAGGGACAAGUUCACAUCAGCAACUUGCUGGAAAUUGGGGGCAUUCCCACAUGCCAAACACCAUUCAAAAUAAUGGUGCCACACCUGUGGAGCUUAUAAUUGAGUUUGGAGUUGUCGGGGUCUCUAUUAUAGACCAUAGACCAAAAGAGGUGUCCUACUUGUAUUUUGAGAGAGUCUUCAUAUCAUAUUCAACUGGUUAUGAUGGUGGGACAACGGCCAGGUUCAAGCUCAUAUUGGGCCAUUUGCAGUUGGAUAACCAGCUUCCUCUAACAUUGAUGCCAGUGUUGUUGGCUCCUGAAAUGAACUCUGACUUGCAUCAUCCAGUGUUCAAGAUGACAAUAACAAUGCGUAAUGAAAAUAUUGAUGGAAUCCAGGUGUACCCCUAUGUUUAUAUACGGGUAACCGAGAAGUGUUGGAGGCUUAAUAUUCAUGAACCAAUAAUUUGGGCAUUGGUGGAUUUCUACAAUAAUCUACAGUUAGAUCGUGUACCUAAAAGUUCUAGUGUCACCGAAGUUGAUCCUGAAUUACGCAUUGACCUAAUAGAUGUUUCAGAAGUUAGGCUGAAGGUCGCAUUGGAGACAGCGCCGGCUGAAAGACCUCAUGGGGUUCUAGGGGUGUGGAGUCCCAUACUAUCAGCUGUCGGAAAUGCGUUCAAGAUUCAGGUGCAUCUUAGAAGGGUGAUGCAUCGAGACAGAUUCAUGCGGAAGAGUUCCAUUGUUUCUGCCAUUGGUAACCGUAUUUGGAGAGAUCUGAUCCAUAAUCCUUUACAUUUGAUAUUUGCGGUUGAUGUACUUGGUAUGACAAGUUCAACUUUGGCAUCUCUUAGUAAAGGGUUUGCAGAGUUGUCAACUGAUGGACAAUUUAUGCAACUACGUUCGAAGCAGGUAUCAUCAAGGAGAAUAACUGGGGUGGGUGAUGGAAUUAUGCAAGGUACAGAAGCAUUUGUGCAAGGUGUUGCUUUUGGGGUGUCUGGAGUAGUGAAAAAACCUGUAGAGAGUGCUAGACAGAAUGGAUUUUUAGGACUUGUUCAUGGACUUGGACGUGCUUUCGUGGGAGUGAUAGUGCAACCAGUCAGUGGGGCAUUAGACUUCUUCUCAAUGACUGUUGAUGGAAUUGGAGCAAGUUGUUCCAAAUGCUUAGAGGUUUUUAAUAGCAAAACAACCUUCCAGAGAAUUAGAAAUCCCCGAGCUUUCAGGGCCGAUGCUGUACUCACAGAGUAUUGUGAGAGAGAAGCUGUUGGGCAGAUGAUUUUAUACCUUGCAGAAGCACAUCGGCAUUUUGGUUGUACUGAAAUAUUCAAGGAGCCCUCAAAGUUUGCUUGGUCCGAUUAUUAUGACGAUCAUUUUGUUGUGCCUUACCAACGAAUUGUUUUAGUGACCAAUAAGCGAGUCAUGCUGCUUCAGUGUUUGGCUCCAGACAAAAUGGAUAAGAAACCUUGCAAGAUCAUGUGGGAUGUACCUUGGGAAGAGCUUAUGGCCGUGGAGUUGGCAAAAGCAGGCUGCAAUCAGCCAUCUCAUUUGAUCCUCCACCUCAAAAAUUUUAGGAGAUCAGAAAAUUUUGUACGGGUUAUAAAGUGCAGUGUUGAAGAAGAAACUGAGAGACGAGAACCCCAAGCUGUUAGGAUCUGUUCUGUAGUACGUAAGAUGUGGAAAGCAUAUCAGUCCGACAUGAAAAGCAUAAUUCUGAAGGUUCCAUCAAGCCAGCGACAUGUGUACUUUUCUUGGUCUGAAGCUGAUGGGAGAGAACAUCGUUUACCGGACAAGGCCAUUACCAGGCUGAGAGAGCUCCCAUCAGACAGUUCUGCAUUGGAUGGUAGGAGAUUUGUUAAACACAGUAUUAACUUUUCAAAGAUUUGGAGCAGUGAACAAGAAUCCAGAGGCCGAUGCACAUUGUGCAGAAAGCAGGUUUCAGGAGAUGGUGGAAUCUGUAGCAUUUGGAGACCCAUUUGUCCAGACGGGUAUGUCUCCAUCGGUGAUAUUGCUCACAUUGGCAGCCAUCCUCCAAACGUUGCCGCAGUUUACCGUAAGGUUGACAGAUUGUUUGCACCUCCAGUUGGUUAUGACCUGGUAUGGAGGAACUGCAUUGAUGACUACACAACACCGAUAUCGAUUUGGCAUCCUCGGGCCCCGGAGGGAUAUGUAUCUCCUGGAUGCAUUGCGGUGGCUAGAUUUGUUGAACCCGAACAUGAUGUAGUGUACUGCAUAGCUGAAUCACUUGCUGAAGAGACGGAUUUUGAAGAGCAAAAGAUUUGGUCGGCUCCAGAUUCUUACCCGUGGGCGUGCCACGUUUAUCAAGUCCACAGCGAUGCUCUUCACUUUGUGGCUCUAAGACAAGCCAAGGAAGAAUCUGACUGGAAACCUAUGAGGGUUCUUGAUGAUCCUCAGCCUUUAUUGGACUCACUAAAAGAGACCUGAAAUGUGGGUUUAUAUUGCAAGGCCUUACCAAAUUUUGCUAGUUAAAUUUCAACCAAAAAGGAAAGGAAAAAAAAGGGUUUUGAUCAUACAUCAAAUUCUGAGUGUAUAGUACUGUAUAGCAUGUCUUCUCUCUUGUUAUAGUUUUUUAUGCAAUUUGCAUCUGAUAGUUGAGGCAGCUUGUAUCACUAUGAUGUCUCUCUAUAAUCCACUGGGGGCUGGAAGCUGGCCCACACAUAAAUGUGAGUGGUUCGCCCGUGCUAAGUGUCAAUACAAAGCCUUGUAUGGCAACCACCAAAUUUGCCGACA